Trematosphaeria pertusa is the source of this 645-nucleotide messenger RNA. RefSeq lists its product as uncharacterized. NCBI's taxonomy places the organism in Eukaryota, Fungi, Ascomycota, Dothideomycetes, Pleosporales, Trematosphaeriaceae. The record is from RefSeq and is a predicted model, not a curated record. The transcript is spliced from 3 exons. Bases 1 to 645 code for a protein of 214 amino acids.
AUGACUUUGAGCGGACAAAAGGAAUUCCCAACUCGAUCUCGGCCUCAGGCAGAAGAAGCAGCAAAGGAAUCCUUAACCAAGCGUUCAUCUAUCGUUAAUAAGCUCACAGACGAUCUCAUCGCCGCAACCAAAACUAGGCUUGAGCAGGAACUCCAAGGCGAUGGUUAUCGGGAUCUCAUGGACGCAUUUGAUCCUGGCAAGCCAGUGGAUCAGCUAUGUGAUCAUCCCGAACCCCUGCGCAACGGGUAUCUCGGAUCGCACUUUAUCGAGGGCAGGGAGUGGACCGAAUUCAAACAAUGUGUUCAGGACUACGUGCAUACAGACGCCAGAUCCGGCCAUGCGAAAGGCUUUUUGGAUGCAUCGAUGCAGUCUGCAAUAUUAGAGAAGAAGAUCGAGGAACAGGAGGUGGAGGCGCAACGGAAUGAUGACGCAAUUGAGAAGGGCGCAAAAGCCCUCUUUGAUCUUGACAAAGAAAGGCAGGAGACCGUGACAAGAGCGGAAUUGCGGCAAUUCCAGGCCGCGUGCGCUGGCACGAUCAUGCUGCAGAAGAAGGUCGUGAAGCGACGGAAACGCAAGAGUUCCGACGUAAAACCAGCGCCCAUGUCUCCAGAAUACCCAGGAUGGAGGGAGUCGCAUUGUAACUAG